This is a messenger RNA of Microthlaspi erraticum, 1107 nucleotides long. Lineage: Eukaryota; Viridiplantae; Streptophyta; Magnoliopsida; Brassicales; Brassicaceae. The record is from the annotation of a GenBank genome assembly.
AUGUCUCAGAACGGGAAGCUGAUCCCAAAUCUGGACCAGAACAGUACGAGGCUCCUCAAUCUCACAGUUCUCCAGCGAAUCGAUCCCUUCAUCGAGGAAAUCCUUAUCACAGCCGCUCAUGUCACCUUCUAUGAAUUCAACAUCGAGCUCAGUCAAUGGAGUCGUAAAGAUGUGGAAGGAUCUUUGUUUGUUGUCAAAAGAAGCACACAACCUCGAUUUCAGUUUAUUGUGAUGAAUCGCCGGAAUACAGAUAAUCUGGUGGAAAAUCUACUGGGAGAUUUUGAGUGUGAAGUCCAAGGUCCAUAUUUACUUUACCGUAAUGCAUCUCAAGAAGUAAAUGGCAUUUGGUUCUACAAUAUACGUGAGUGUGAGGAGGUAGCACAUCUUUUCGAGAGAAUACUUAGUGCAUAUUCCAAGGUGAACCAAAAGCCAAAAACGCCGUCUGCGAAAAGCGAGUUUGAGGUAUUGGAAGCUGUGCCUACAAUGGCAACUAUGGAUGGUCCUCUUGAACCAUCUUCAACUGCUAGGGAUGCCCCUAAAGAUCAUGAUUUCGUCAACUUCUUCAGCUCAGCGAUGGCUCUUGGAAACACUUCGAGUGCGUCGGCAAGUGAACCACCGUACCAAUCAUCGGCAAUUCCUCAACAACCUCACCAACCCACAGUUGCCCCUCCUGCAGCGCCAGCUGCACCACCUCCACAGAUAACAUCACCACCGCCUCUACUAUCCUCCUCUCCCCUGAUGUCUCUCUUUGACCACAACCCUGACCUUAUCAGCACCAACUCCAACUCCAACGUUCAUACGAACUUAGUGAACCCCUCUUUCUUUGGUGCCCCACGGAUGAUGGCACAGCCACACCCAACUCCUGGUGCAUCCAUGCCCACUGCUCCUCCUCUGAACCCUAACAAUGCGACUCACCAGCACCGUCCAUAUGGUACUCCGGUGCUCCAGCCUUUCCCACCACCAACUCCACCACUAUCACUCGCUCCUCAACCCAGUGGCCCGGUUAUCAACAGAGACAAAGUCAAAGAAGCUCUUUUAGCGCUGGUUCAGGAGAAUGAAUUCAUCGACAUGGUGACUCGAGCUUUACAAAAUGCACAUCAACCAUGA